Molecule: messenger RNA, 5283 nt
Organism: Seminavis robusta
Lineage: Eukaryota; Bacillariophyta; Bacillariophyceae; Naviculales; Naviculaceae
Source: the annotation of a GenBank genome assembly
GUCGCUCAGAGACUUUUAAGUGACUUUUCCAAAGUAAGACCGCUUUUCGAAAGACCAAGCCACUUUUUGGGAUCACACAAACAACAACACACAACACACGAUCACUACCAACGCAACCUCACAAUACAACCGUAGUUCGAUAGAAGAUUGAAUGAGCGCUUCAUUCUCAUCUUCUCUCUCUCUGUUUCUGUUGUAGUUGUGCUGCUGUUGCUAUUCCUUGUUGCCAUCUCUUCUUGUCGUCAAGAAUAAAAGAUCAAUUUCUUGUGAGCGAGAGCGCCAUGAACACACAAAGAACGAGCAUCGCCGCCGAAAAACGAGUCACGGAUGAUCAGGACUCAACCUUGAACAUUUACUCCACCAAUGACGCCAACGCCAACAUGCCCCUUCAGCAGCCGGCUGUGUCUAGCAAGGCUACCACGAUAUGCACCGGUACUAGCAGUACUAGUACUAGUGCUGCUAGUUCUACUGAUGCUAUGCAUACUAGUAGUACUAGCUGCCACAUGCACAGCACCAUCACCCUCUACACUUCGAAUUCCUCCUCCUCCCUGAUGGACCUCGAGGAAGCUUCCUCCAACGACUCUACCACUAUGAGCAUCAAUACCGAUUUGACACCUACAAGGAGGCACCGGAACCACUACACAUCCACUGUCAUUGGCGUCUGCGUCCUCCUCCUCAUGGUUGGAGCAGUCGUGCUCGGGAUUGGAGUCGGCACGGCAGGAUGGUUCGGCUCGGAGGAGUCACUGUCACUCUCCACGACCGCAACCCCGAAGAACCACACCGCGACAAGCCCCACAACUACUAGUACGGCAGUUACUAGCGCUACUAGUAGCACUCGUACCGGUACGAGCACUAGCAGUCCCACUGCAAGUCCAUCCUCUUUCGCUACUCCUGAGAUCACCGUUUCAGCCACCGCUGGCAGCAGUCCCUCUGUUUCCAGUACUAGUAGUCCCACCGUUGUCACAAAAGUCGUGGGAGGAUGGAGUGUUUCGGACCCACAGCAGUACAACUUCUUUGGGGACUGGUGGUGGGGUUGUGGCUGUUCGCUGGUGGCCAAGGAUGUUGUUCUCACCGCGGCACAUUGCGAGGACUCGAGACUCAGAGAUAGAAUCUCAUUCAAUACCACUCAAGUCGAAGACAGUGGAGGGGACACCGUGGUCGCUAAACCUGUCGACUACAAAAUACAUCCACAGUACAACCCAGGGCAAGGAGAAUUCUAUGACUUUAUGCUGCUCAAGCUAGAGGAACCUGUGGAAGGCAUUAAACCAGUGCGAUUGAAUGACAGUCCAAGCGUUCCCAGAAAUAACCAACGCUUAGAUGUGAUCGGAUAUGGAUGGACUGGAGAGUUCACGGGACCCAGCGACACUCUGCAACAAGCGGAGGUUGACUAUAUUCAAAAUUGUGACGAAGAACCAUACGUCUAUGCGGGCUACGAUUACCUUCAUCCACAACCCACUGGUGCACACCUUUGCGCGGGACAUGACGAUGGUGGCAUCGACUCGUGUUUUGGAGACUCGGGAGGACCGCUCUUCUACUUUGAUUCAGACACUUUCGACUACGUACAGGUGGGAGUUACGUCCUGGGGUGAUGGAUGUGCGAGGCCGUAUGCACCAGGAGUAUAUGCUAGAGUGUCCACUGCAUAUGAUUGGCUCGAGGAUACCAUCUGUGACAUGACCGAUCAUCCUCUUGUCAUGUGUGGCACUGCCACCACCAACGAUCCCAAUGGGAACUCGAACGGAAACUCGAAUGGAAACUCAAACGGAAACUCAAACGGGAGCUCAAGCAGUCAGGGUUCACUGGUAUCCAUCAACAUUCAAAUCCCCAACAUGGCACCAUCAACAGACGCACCGACCCAAGAACCAACAGAGCAACCGACACCGCAGCCGACACCCCAGCCGACCCACUCAACCGCCUUUUCUUAUGGUUCGGUCAACAUUCAACUUCCGGGGUGGACCCUCGCGCCAGCUUCACCAGCACCUUCCAUGCAGCCAUCGGUCCAGCCUUCUCUGGCACCUUCGGAAGCCCCUUCCAUUUCGCAAGCCCCUUCCAACCCCCCAACAAACCCAACAGUUACUACAACAGAGGAACCAUCCACAACGCCAACGGUAGCGUCCACGAAUCAACCUUCGCAUUUACCUAGCACUGCACCCUCACAGGCAACAACGGUAGCGUCCACGAAUCAACCUUCGCAUUUACCUAGCACUGCACCCUCACAGGCAACAACAGUAGCGCCCACGAAUCAACCUUCACUUUUGCCCAGCACAAUGCCCUCACGUGCAACAUCAAAUGUUCCAACGGAACUUCCAACAGAUAUUUCAACGGAUCCCCCCACAAUUCCUACUUCGGAACCCGCCACCAAUCCACCCACAAGCGCUCCCACUGAUUCUGUGACCACUCCGCCUACUCAAGCUCCAACUGAUUCUGCCGCCACCGAUCCACCCACAAGUGCUCCAACUGAUUCUUCGAGCAAUCCGCCUACUCAAGCCACAACCACGCCACCGACUAAUAUCCCUACGCAAACUGCCACGAACCCACCUACCGUUCCCUCAACGACGCCUGUCUCUAUGGUACCCACUAGCGACAUCCCGCAAAUGGCUGCUGCAAUGGCACUCCCACAAGGUUCUCUCGCACCUUCGCAAGCUCCUUCGAUUUCGCAAGCUCCUUCUACUUCCCAGGGUCCUUCCAUGUCGCAAGCACCUUCCAUUCCUCCAACAGAGGAACACUCCGAAACACCAACGUUAGCACCCUCGAAUAAACCUUCAGGUUCCCCUAGCACAGCGCCGUCACAGGGAACAACAAGUGUGCCAAGGGAACUUCCAACAGUGAUGUCAACUCAACCUUCCACAAUUCCUUCUAUGAAACCAGCCACCAAUUCUCCUUCCGGUGUUCCUUCUGAACCCUCCUCCACGGGUGCACCCACAAUUGAUCCAACUGAUUCUGGGACCAAUCCGCUCACUUAAAUUAACCCGUGACCACACCUCCGACUAUGCAACCUGAUGACACCAACCAACCGACCUUUCCCUCUACCAGUAUGGCUCUCCUGCCGGUCAAUACAACUGACCGAAGCUGAUUUUGACGCUGACGCUGACACCAUCGCUAGCAUCGAAACAUCACGGCCGACCCUCUACUGUAGUUUAGACAUACGGUUGCACAGAACCUAUGGGGGGUGAUCGCAACAAAGAAUCGCAUGUCUUGUUGUGGGGUUUGGGAGGAAAACUAGCGUCGAGUCGAGCCGUAUCAUAGUCUCGAGGUCAGGGGGUGGCACUUUUCAGAAGUGGAAGGGCUGACGCUUGGGAUCCAAGAAAAUAAGAAAGAAAUCCGUGAGGUUAUGUUACUCCCUCGUUCCUUUUCGAGGGAUUCCUUCUUUUGAAAAGUCUACGCGCUACGGCGAAUGUUUUAAAAACUCGAUAUGACCCAGGCACUCAAACAAGGUCUUCAAACCACCUGCGUGGCUUCGUUCACGUGCUAGCACUGCCUACUAGUAGUAAACCCAGCUCUUGUGGCUUGACAAUCGUUGCUCGUGAUGAUUGUGGGGUUAGUUGACUCCAGCGAUCAAGCUAUUGGGCGAUAUUCAAUCUGCCGUGUUUUAAAAACUUGCUCUCAGCCAGCAACUCCUCGAUGCAUCAUGGGACUCAUGACAACACACAAAAAAACGACAUAGCAAAACAUAUGCCGCCCAGGUAUUGAUCCAUCCGCCAAAGGCUCACCUUGAGCUAAGGGCGCAGUGACUGGAAUCAAUGAACACGUCGGGCACUGACGAUACCGUACGGUAGGCUGGAGGAACUCAGAGGAUCAAAGCCAACAUGACUGGAUCCAUGAAACGCACCAAUGCCGCCAACAUGUGGUCUGCUUUCUCUUGGCAGUGGAACACAACGGGACGACAAGUCGUCUGAUAGAAGCAAGCAACGAACCAAAUAGCUACAAAAGACGCCAGAGUACCUUCCAUGGAAACUCAUACGCUACUAGCACUACCAAAUGGGGGAAUCCGACAACCACGAGAGUCACUCCGUCCUGCACGAACCAAAGGUGGUGCCAUGAUACUUUCGCUCACGGCUUCUGCUACAUGUACUGGUACAUGGAUUUUUUGGGCAAGGAGUUGACUUGUCACAGUAUCGGUCCUGAGCUGGCAAUGGGGUCCUGCAUCGCGGAUAAGACAAUUGACUCCGAGUCUCUGUCAACAAGGCAACAUCCCAAUGCCCCCGCCAAAGCUGCUGCCAAACGUAAGCGCCUUUGCAGUUCAGAAAUUCAGUCAUGGAUAGUCCUCUCCUGCGAGUUGGGUGAUCGUUCUUCAGAAGUGUCGUGUCACAACAACUACUCCCUGUAAAUUAUUUUGUGCCACCGGUACCUUCGGUUCAAUCGAUCCAAUUGAAUGAUCAUUCAAAUCAAUCCAUUCCCGCCGCUUGGAGCUUCUACAAAAGAAAGCCAAGCAAGCAACAGCAAAAUUUAAUCAGCGAUGUCGGAGCAACGUAGCUGCCAGUCCAGUCCAGGUUGUACCGGUGCUUCAAGGCUUCUUCAAGCACGCAAUACGUAAUGAGUCCCAGCAGCAUUUGUCUUCCUUUUUCCCACUAACUUGGAACCUUGCAACGAUGCAACGACGCAAAGUUAGACUACCGUAGCCGAAACAUGUUGUGCCGGAACAUUAUGUUACUGGUACAACAAUAGCCUCUCUGACACUCUGACACGCAAAGUUUAAUGAUGCAUACAUACUCGGGAGGAUCAUAAAUCCUGCUCCUACGAAAAUACAACAUUCAACAUUCAACGACGUCUUCUUUUCUCCAAGAAAGGCCUGCUACUGUACCGUAGGACGACCAUUAAUUUUUCCGAAAAUCCAAGAUUCAACUCCGUAACUCAGUGGCGACGAUAGUAUGUACUCUGUACUCAUCAAUGCCAAAUAUUAACGCCACUUCCAUUGGGUUGCAGACCUCGAACUUCGAUGCGCGGAUCCCUCUUGUGGAUCUGUCGCUGAUGUACCGGUACCGUUAGAUCCAUCGAUGGCUCAGCAUUGCGCACCAUCAAAUUGUUAGAUUGAUUUCCGCCAACUCAGGUAGAACUGUAUUUAAGCUUUUUACAAUUUUUGUGCGAGCCACAAGGAUUUAAAGGCGAUGAAUGUUGCCCGGGACUUUAUGUCAGUUUACCGUUACAAGGAACACAAAUGGCAAUUUCGAUGGUUCUUCACAUGUAUGAAAAGAAUUGUAAUAAAUCCUGUUUCUUCGACAAACAUGACGUACGUUUUGCAAGCUUACACUGUACUCAGUACUGAGUCUAUACAGUACUCGUUUCGCUGAG